AUGUCUGCACGACCAACGACGCCGAUGUCUCCAAAGACCGCCAAGGUCAAAUCACCUCUCCCUGGCACACCGGUCUUUGGCUGCGAACACAUACAGCAGCUGUUCACCCGGUCCACGGAGGGCAUAACCCAGUGUGUCCACCACUACAAGAUGAUCCUCAAGAACAUCUUUGAGCAGACACCCGUUGUUCCGCAAACGUUCAAGAACUCCGACGGUCAGGUCAUGACAUCUCUCACAUCCAACUACCUCUGUCUACAAUGCUCCGCCAUUGUCAAUGAGGGCGAUCGUCUCAAGCACGGCACAAAGAAGCAGCAUCGCUUCUACGUCGACUCAAGGAGUGGUGCCCUCUACUGCCAGAUAUGUGAUGACCUAGUCUGGGACCCCACUCUCGAGGAGCUUCGAGUUCGCAAGAUGGGAACCGGGACUUUCUCCAACCGCAAAAGAAAGCACGAUGAGAUGUUCUCAGAUGGUGUAAAGGAUAGCACUGCAAGCAACCCAGGCUAUAUCUCCAACAACACCACCACUGCCUCUUGCAAGGCCAAUGGUCUGCGUGGAAUCUACAACGCCGGAGCAACAUGCUACCAGAACGUAGUGCUGCAGAGCUUCCUCCACAACCCCCUCCUGCGCAACUUCUACCUCAGCGACGGCCAUCAGAGCACUGAUUGCCAGCUGACAAACUGCCUCAGCUGUGCCAUGGACGACAUGUUCCAGGACUUCUAUGCUGUUGAGAAUACUAAUGGAUUCACGGCGGCUAGUAUUCUGUCUGGAUUCUGGAUCUCAGAGAAGAAGGCGUUUGAGAACCUGGUCACUACUAAGGAGCAGGACGCUCACGAGUUCUUCCAAUUCCUUGCUGAGGAGCUGCACGAGCGAAACGGAGAUGGUAAGCGUCCCGAGACUGGAAGCGAGCACAUGUGCAACUGCAUCAUCCACCAAACAUUCUACGGCAAGCUCCAGACUGGCACUACUUGCCAGAACUGCGGAGGCGUCACGAAUGCGGUCCAGUCAUUCCUGGAUCUCAGUCUCGGACUGGAGAACCUCUCCCACAAGAGAAAGAAGGGUGGCCAGAAGGUGCCCAGUCUGACUCUGCAGGAAUGCUUGGACGAGGAGUACGUCAAGUCAGACAAGUGCGAGUACCGGUGCCACAACUGCAGCUCAAUGCAGCAGGCGAAGAGAGCAACCAGCAUUAAGCGUCUGCCAAAUGUUCUCGCGAUACAACUCAAGCGAUUCGAGUACAAGCAGGGCCGCCAUGACCGCGCAUCGAAGAUCGAGACGGUGGUUAACUUUCCCCUUCAGCUCAACAUGCUGCCAUAUACUACGAGAGGUAGAGGCGCGGACCCCAAGGACGCCUUUGAGCUCGGAAGAUCUUGCACGUACGACCUCCUUAGCGUGGUUGUCCACGUCGGCGAGAUUGACACGGGCCACUACGUAUCAUACUGCCGCGUAGGCGACCAAUGGUUCAAGUUCAACGACCAUAAGGUCGAGAUGGCGACAAAAUCCGACGUCAUGAGCGCUCAACCCUAUCUGCUCUUCUACAUUAUUCGUUCACUUUCGUAA
This is a messenger RNA of Colletotrichum phormii, 1554 nucleotides long. Its product is annotated as ubiquitin carboxyl-terminal hydrolase. The transcript is spliced from 6 exons. Gene Ontology annotation, molecular function: zinc ion binding; cysteine-type deubiquitinase activity. The record is from RefSeq and is a predicted model, not a curated record. NCBI's taxonomy places the organism in Eukaryota, Fungi, Ascomycota, Sordariomycetes, Glomerellales, Glomerellaceae. Bases 1 to 1554 code for a protein of 517 amino acids. Gene Ontology annotation, biological process: protein deubiquitination.